AUGGGUUGUGCAUAAGGAAAGCAAAAAUAGAAAGCAGCUAAAUUUUAGUAUGAAAUUUAUGAGAGAGCCUAACCAUAUGGAAUAUAAGAAGAGAAAAGAUAUGAUAUUCAAAAAAAUCCUAUCGUUUAACGAAGAGUUAAAAGUCAUUCACAAACUCCUGAUUAAUAAAAUAGAACCAAGCAAUAUUCUGAUUUACUUCCAAGUUCUAAACCUUAAUUUUGA
Molecule: messenger RNA, 222 nt
Organism: Paramecium primaurelia
Lineage: Eukaryota; Ciliophora; Oligohymenophorea; Peniculida; Parameciidae
Source: the annotation of a GenBank genome assembly